AUGACCUCCUUAAACCAUAACAAUAACUUGUGCCUUGUCACCCUUUCCUUCCCCUCUUCCACCUCCUGCCACUGCCCUGACCAUGUGCCGCCUAGGGAGCUUGACAAGAAAUUUGACAAAAUUCAAAACCUUAAAAACACCUCAAAUAACAACCCUACUAACAUCCUUACUAACCUUUGCACCGGCCUCGAAACUUUCCUCGGCUUCAACUCUUCUUCCAAAGGCUACGACGGCUCUGGGAUAGUGUACUCUGACUUGGAUAGGCUGUGUGACGGGGUGAUGGGAUUUUUGAGUGGCGUGCUUGGUGCGGUGAAAGAUGAUCCAAGCGUUACAACGUAUUACACUAAGAUGGAUGAAACACUCCAAAAAAUUAAAAACAAUAUGCACAAUCCUGACGGAUUGUCUAAGGCCGUUGAGGCUGUGAGCCGGGCGCUGGGGGAGUGGGAUGGCAAUCUCACUAGUAGAACAGACGCACUUAAAAAUAGACUCAAAACUCUUAAUGUUGAUAGAUUUAAUGAAUUUGAUAACUCACUUAAAUUACUUAACAGUCUUUUGCCAGAGCAGCUUGACCAGGUGCCCCGCCAGUUGCAGGCCUGCAUCACCGAUGCGGGUGCCAUCUUGACCGACUUCAAUUUCGCUGAGGCGGAAUACGAUAAGCUCGAUGAUACACUAAAAGAUAAGUUGAAAAAUGCUAUGUUUCAAAUUAAGUUGCAGGUAGAGAAGUUUCACGGAGCGGCGACGAACACGGAGUUGAGGGCGGUGUUGGACAUGGCCAAGGAUACGUGGGAUUAUUUGAGAGAGGAUAUUAACAAUAGAGUGAGAGAAAAUAUAGAAGCUUUGGCUCUCAGCGUUUUACAAAAAGUUAUUCAAAUAGGUAAAGAUAUGUAUGAGGUUGAUGAGAUAUUGAAAAAAUGCAUCUCUGAUUACGCAGACUGGAUUAGGGACACAAAUAACGUCCUUGAAUUGGCGCAAAAAGAUGCGUUAAAAAUAUCUAAUUCCAUGACUGCAAAAUACAACCAGGAAAAGCUGCAAGAGAUUGCAACCGCGAUGGAAAACUGGAAACUUAAGCUCGUAGAUUACGUUGAUGUGAAAGUUAAACCCAAACUGCAAGAAUUAGUGAAGACAUCUCAGCGGACAGUUGCAGGUUUGGAUGAUCGGCUCAAAGCGGAUUUGAAAGUUAUGGAAGAAAAAAUUACUGAACCUCUCAGAACAUUGAAACUCGUUUCUGGUGGCUUCUUAAUUAAGAUAACGGACACUCAAACAAUGCUCACAAAGGCAAUAGGAAACGUAUUUCAAGACCUUGUGAAGCUUGAGAAGAUUGAAAGUUUUGAUGAAAUUAAGAAUGCUUUAGGUGAAAUAGUUUCAGCGCCAUUACUUCAAAAAAUUGCAAGUGCAUCCGCGUUCACCGAUCUGAAUAAAUAUUUCGCAGCGCUUGAUUCCAAUGUCAUGGAUCCUUUGAAAAAGGCAACUCAGAGAAUAGGUGAGGGUAUACGAAUGGGUAGUAAUGCCAACAUGGAUGACUUUCAUAGAGCAUUUACAAGACUUAAGUCACACAUAAUCACUCCACUUAAAGAAAUUAAACAAGUUGCUAACGGAUCCGUUACAGAUAUUAGUGGACUUGAAGCAAAGCUGCAAAAUGUACUAGGCAAUGAUUUUACUUUUAGCAGUUUUAAUCUUCAGUCUCACAUUUCGAAAUUAACAGAUGUGAUUAAUAAACUAGAUGGCAUUGGUGGAAAGGUUGAUAAACAAGACGCUGAAAAAGUCUUGACCGAUCUUGGCAGCAUUGCGAAGGCCGUCUCAUCUCAUUCGAAAACAGUCAUUGAAAAAGUAAUAGAUUCCAUGGAAAAAAACGUCAAAACAGAGAUAGCGGCAUUGGCGAGGGCUAUUAAGGGAAAGAUUACAAAAUGUUCCAACCUUGCAGGAAGCCAAGGUGGCACCAGUGCCACCGGUGAUGUGAGCGGCCUCGCAAAGUUAGCGACUGAGUUUGGAGCGAACAUUGAUGUUAGACUUGAUGAUCUGAAAAACACAGUUACAAGUGAAGCGUUCAAGAACAUGCCAAAUGGCGCCGUAGCAGAAAUCAACGUGGAUCAGACACUACCAUUAUAUAAAGGGCAGAGAGACGAACAUGUUAACACAGCUCUAGAGGCAAUCAAUACUUUUGUCUCUGAUAUAAGCAUUCAGCCGACGGCAACAAACCUCACUGAAUGGUCACAAAAUAUUACGCAAAACCUGGACACUCUAAUUACUGAAUUUGCAGAAGUUGCAUCAUAUAUAAACGGGUAUAUAAAUGAUUUACAAAGUGAAAAACUCGACAAAAAAUUCGUUGCCAUUUUAGAUAAGCUCCGUACACUCCACCAAGUUGACAUGCGUAAGCUGCUUGAAGAUAUACAAAAACUUAGAGAUUUCAUUAAUGACCGAAGCCGCUCAACCAUUUGGAAUAUGCAGAAGUUUGUCACCGAUAAAUUUGCGGUUGCAACUAAAACAAUUCAAGACACGGCGAGAAGGCAGUAUUACACUAAAUUAAAUGAGAUGUUCAGAACCAUGGAGAGAAAAGUUAAAGCUGGAAUUGCAGACAUAAAUAUAGCCACCGAAAACGAUGUAAAACUAGGUGUAAAAGGUUUGUUAAGUACCGUUUAUGACAAGGAAGGUGUUACGUUGAGUAGAAUAAAAAUUGAUGAUCCAUUGUAUAAAGAAAAUGUCAAAAACGUGUCGAGUAACCUAACAACAUAUUUGGAAAAUAUCCUAAGAUACGUUGAUUUUAAUGUCGCUGUUUCUUCCACCGAUCCUGCGCAUAAUAAUCCUCGUAUUGCUGAACAAGCCGUUCAGGUUAGAGAGAUCCAAGAGAAGAUCAACUAUUUACUCAAUCAUCUUCAUAAACGUGAUUCUAAUCUACCUAAUGUUUAUAAUUACGACCACCAAUUCACCUCUCGCCUCUCCACCCUCUCCUCCGCAAUCUCCGCCCUCGACCCCCAAGCGCUGCCGGACGCAGGACGGCCCGUGCUCAGGGCGCUGAAGCAGGGGAUGCUGGGAUUCGUGGGAGAGUUGGAGAAGGGGUAUGUGAACAGGUAUGAUGGAGGUGAAAGUAUUAAAGAGUGGGUUAAAAGAGAAGGUGAAAAAGACGUUUUGACGCCUGAAGGAAAAAAUGGCGCCAAAGUCUUUUUGACGAUUUUGGAGACACUGUAUAAUGAUCUUGCUACAUUGUUACGAGAUUGCCCAAACAAGUGGAAAGGUAAAAAGAUAUGUUUAUUUGAGAACGUUAAGAGCAAUCAUAAGCCGGUUGACAAUUCCUUAGGCCAGUGGUUCAAGCGUCGUGGUUACGCAGUUUCGGGAGAGAUUGACAAGCAGCAAGGUGAGUUGAGGAAUAAAGCUGAGUGUAGCAGUGAACAACUUUUAACGCUUCUUUCUAACUCAUCUGGUGAAAAACACGUUUUUAAACAAGGUGAUCCUAGAAAAGAUAGCGGCCCUCUGAAAAGCCUCAUCGGCCACCUCGGUACAUAUUACAGCGUCUGCCACCACUAUAUUCCGAAAAAACCCAAAGCACCGGCAAACAUCUACCAGAUGCUUCAAUGGCUCUGCGGUUUGUGGCACAAUCCGAUGCGUACACCACUACGUUAUUACUUCAUGGAAUUGUUCAACAAACCAAAGGGGAGGGAGCAUGAGUCUUAUGUGAAAAUAGGAUCUGCGAAUUUAAAACUAGAAACUUAUCCCUACAAUGUAAUUACGCCAAAUAACUUAGACAACCAACUCUAUCCACUUUGCUUCUACGCUGAGAUGCCGUUGACUGCCAUCCUCGGACAAGGGCACGCUGAGGGGAGGUACGCGGUUGACUUCAAGACAAACGCAGAGGAAUUGUUGUACCCCAGCAACCCCGGUGCGUGCUUCGAUAUGUUUGCAGAUAUAUUGAAUAGGGUGUAUCACCAAUGUAACUUCCUGCUCAAGCAGUGCAGCUACAGCACCAAACUCGGCGGUUGGAGCGACUGCUGGUACGGUAACUCAAUCGCCGGGUCAUCGUGGAGCUGCAACGCAAUCCAAUGUCCUGGUCAAGGUGCUGACCAAAAGCAUGAGCAAAGUUGUAACCAAAAGUGUGACCAAAAUGCUGAGUGCGGUAUCAAAUCACCGCUUCAGUCAUUCCUCGAAGAUGGUUUGCAAGGUUUCCUCCCUCACGCUUUCACCAAGCCGGGUUGCAAAUUGGAAUGCACAGUGUCCAACCACCGUGGUAUUCCCUGCAAAACGCCCAUGGGCUUCGCAGAUAUGUCUAUCACAUCGUCUCACAGGCAGAAGGGUGAGCAUCUCAAGAAGGCUCUUGCCAAAUUCUGUGGCCCGCAAUCACAACUAAACGUGCUGUGUAGCUUACUGACGUGCAUGUUACGUCAACCACCUCAGACUCUUGGUGACAUGUUUGCGUUUUACUGCAGUUUCCUAGCUGACUGGGCUGGCCCCGGUAAAGCGCAUAAGCAGACCGCAUUUAAUGCAGCCGUAGAGGAAGCUAUCUUUGGCCAGGAAUAUCCGCAUUUGAAUCCCACAACACUCUUCAGCAGCAAGAAGCACGUUGAUGCUGCAACAACCCAUGCCAAAGGUGACUUGCUGAGCCUUGUCAGCUGCAACGGUGGAAUACAGACAGUGGACCCUGCCGGUACCUGCGGGCCAUAUCUGCAGCCCAUGAACAAUGAUAUCUACGACGUAUUCGCAGCGUCCAACAAGAAACUUUAUUUGUCAUGGAUAGUCUACUCGACAGAAACGUUCUAUGACUUGCUCUGUAGAUUGCUCGAAGAUUGCAAGAGGAAGUGCGCUACGCCGCAAUCAAGGUGUAAGCUGCAAGGAUGUGCCAAGGAUUGUCGUGCCGUUCUGUCUGAUACUAAAAUUCCAGAUCGAAACCAUCAGGCUGACUGCAAAUCCAUUGUGCAGUGCAAUUCCACAUUGCCGAAUCUAUAUAAAUAUGGGUUUUACUACGGAGACUCAACUAAGCUAAGUGGCGACGAUGGGCGUGAAAAGAAACGUUCAUGCCAAGAUUUCUGCAGAGCGCUAGAAAGAGUACUCAACAAAAAUGAGCAAAAUGAACAUGUACUUGCCAAAUUCAUUUUCCACACCAUCCCCGAAUUCCUCUUCAAAAUUCGGGAACCCUUCAUCUGGCUUAACGUCGCACUUUGGUCACUAUCCGUGUUCUACCUAAUCUGCGUAAUGGUUGGCAGACUGGAUGUGCUUCAUAUCCGCUCGCACCUGAGAUCACCAUCAUCGCACAGGAUAACGGCGCAGUCAUUGUUAGCGGCGGCGCAAGUCGGAAGGCUUGCCAAGAUAUCGUACCUACAACCGUAA
Molecule: messenger RNA, 5313 nt
Organism: Babesia bigemina
Lineage: Eukaryota; Apicomplexa; Aconoidasida; Piroplasmida; Babesiidae
Exons: 1
Coding region: 1-5313 (1770 amino acids)
Source: RefSeq, a predicted model, not a curated record